AUGUCGUUUGGGAACCCCUUUGCAAGCUCAGUGUAUGAAGACGAGUCUGGAACCAGCGGUCUCGGCUACAAUGGGUUCGAAGUGUCGUUGAACUACAUCAGCGGUCUUCCAGAUCCUAAUAUUGUGUCUAACUCUUCACUGAAGUUGAUAUUCAAGUCGCUUUUGAAAAGAGAUGAUACCACCAAGGAAAAGGCAUUGAAUGAGCUUACCAGCUAUGCCGCUUUGAAAGAAAACCAACCAGAGUUGAAAGACGACUUGGUGCUGAUCACAUGGGUUCAAUUAUACCCAAAACUCUCCAUUAGCGAGAGCAAAGCUGUCCGUUCUUUAGCUCAUCAUGUUCAAACAUUGUUCAUCAGCAAUCUGCAAAAAAGUUAUGCCAAAUACUUGCAAGACACAAUUCCAAUACUUCUUACUGGGUUAUAUGAUUUGGAUACCUCGGUGGUGAACUCUACAACUAAGCAUUUACAAGCCGCUUUCAAUAAUGACCAGAACAAAGUAAAUAAUGUCUGGAUCCUGUUUCAAACACAGAUCCUUAACUUUGCGGAUCAAGUAUUGAAUAAAGAAACCAUUGACAGUUUAUCAGAUGAUAGAUUUGUCGCCAGAGAUGAAGCGGAAUUGAAGUAUUUAAGAUUAGUCAAUGCCACAAUUUCUGUUGUCAAUUACUUGAUUCAAUUAGGAUUUACCACCAACCCAACCAAAAUGGAGAAGAAUUUAGAGUUAUAUUACAAGUUCUUUACUUAUGAAAAUUUAUGGCACCUCUUACUUGUUAAUACCAACUUGAAUAACCAAAGAAUUUAUAAGACUUUGUUAAGUUUGUUAAAUUCAACUUUGAAAAAUAGACCAGACCUCAUAACAGAUAAAGCAUGGAAGCUCAUAAGUAAAAGGUUCUUAAAAUCAUUAACGUUUACCAAGAAAGUUGACUCAAAAUCUCAAAAUUCUGUUAUAUAUUCAUCGCUUGUCAUUCCAAUUCUCUCUACCUUGAUUAAUUUGGAGAAGAAUAAACCUGGUUUUCAAGAAUAUGACAAAUCUGCUAAAGAAAGAGUUGUUGGUUUAUUGAAAAUAGGCUCAUUGAACUCUGAUGCUAUCUAUUAUACCUUAUUACAAAGCUUUUUAACUUUAACAUCCAUUAUAGAUUUGCAAGAUGAAGUUGAAUCCAAGACAAUAGAAAACAUUUUAUACGAUGAUUUUAAAUCUGAGGUUUCCAAAAACUUAAGAUUCAGAAAUGGUGCUUCUUUCAUUAUCAAUUCAUUAUCAUUAUAUUUGACUAUAGUUACAAAAUUUCAAGAUAAAUCACAAACUGAAAAGCUAUUAGGAAAUAUAACUCAUGAAGUUUUACAAAUUAAGUCACCAGUUACAUCUCAAUUAACAGGUAUUUUAUCCAAAUAUGUCAAACCUGAAAUUGUUCAAAAAGAGAUUUUGGAGACAAAUCCAGAUAAUGUUAAUAAUAUAUUGUCAUUAAGCACAAAGACAGCUACUCCAAUCGAUGAGCUAUUAUCAAAAUCAUUUGACUCUCUAAAAAUCAAAUCCGAAGAUGAAUCUCAAGACAUCUCAAAAGAACCUGCAUUCACCAUCUAUGAACAUAUUAUCAAUUCAAACAUCACUGAUUAUUCUACACAAGUCAAUGAAUUUAUUGAUGAACUACCAAGUUUCGUUUCUACAAACUUCAUUGAUCAACCAAUCCGCAUUUUGAUCAAAUAUGCCGAAUCAGAUUUAUUCAGCGAAGAAGUGUUUUAUGAAUCAUUUGAGACUUUAAUCCUCAAGUUGGAGUACAUCAACGCAACUUCACAUCUAUUGAAUAGACUGGAUUCUUUCAAAAAUAGGGAUGAAUUAUUACAGAAUAGUUCUGGUUUAAAGAAACUAUUGAAAGACUCAAUCUCUAAAUAUGAUUUUACAAGUGAUUAUUUAUUCAAACCAUAUUUCACAAAUCCAACAACUAUCAUUAAUCUUUAUAAUGUUGCAGAUCAACAGGAGAAAGUUCCAAUUUUUGUUGAUUACUAUUGGAGAUAUAAUUCUGAAGAUGAUGAACUUUUCUGUUUAUUAUCUAGACAAACCAAUUUCUUGGAUCAUGCUUUAUGGAGAAGCCCAUUGGCUAUACCUGUUCAUAAGAAAGUUGAAUCAUUCUUUCCGAAACAUGCUGAUUUAAGAACUAAAUUUUUCACAAGUUUAAGACAACACGUUGUGGAUAAUGGUGCUUCUUUAGAAAUUGAAAAUCAUAUCACCAAUUUAUUGGACCAAAACCCAGAUUUGGUCAAAGAAAUUAUUCCAGAUAACUAUACAAAGACAAUCACCGAAGCUUACGGUGAAGUUAUAGACUCAAGAUUAGCUUUGGGAAACCCAUUGCAAUCGAACAUUUACAUUUUAAACACGGAAGAGAAUUCAUUCAAAGCUGAAGAGGUUGUUUCCUUGAUCAAAUAUGCACAAUUUUUGGAUAACAUGGCUUAUGAAUUCAAGCCUGAAGUUGUUUUGAACUUCAAUGUCAUUUCAGAAAUCGCUGCUGAUUACGAAUUUUUGGUUGAUGAAUCAAAAUCAAAAUUUUCAUCUGAUUCAUUAUUACAAUUUCAAAGAAUAUCAAAUGAGAAGUUCAAUAGUUUUUUUGCAAAUGAAUCUUUCAAUUCAUUAGUCUCACAAAUCAUUUCUGGUGAAUUUUCAAAUGAUUUAUUACGUUUACUUGUUGAACCAAAUUCUUCAUCAGUCUUUUCAUUCUAUCAUAACAGACUUCUAAAGCAUGUCUUAUCUGCUUUAUUCAACGCUCAAUCUCCAAAGGUUACAGAGCUUGAUAUUGAUGGGUAUGUUAAAAAGGGAAUUCGUUCAAAGGAUUCAUCAUUCUUAUUAAGUCUAACCACUGUCCUUUCUGUUUUGGGGUCAUCAUUGGCUGACCUACAAUAUGAAAGAUUAAGAAAUUUGGUCGGCUCUGAAUUAAUAGGGUUAAGACCUAUAGAAAUCAACACUGAAGGUCUCAAGAAAUUGAGUAUUUUGAAUAACUUUGUUGGCUCUGGGGAUUUUGAUUCUGAUUUUGUACCAUUUCAGCCUCAACGGUUCAAUAUGAUUAUCAAUGAAGUCAACAAAUGGUUAGAAUCUGAUGUCGCUUUUGAACCAGAAUUCGUCUUCGUUAGAUUACAAUUAUUGCAAUUUUUAACAAGUAUUAAUGGACUAGAAUUUGAAAAAACCGAAAACUUUGUUGAAUUAAGUAUUAGAGUACUACAAGAUACGAUUGGUAUUGUUAGUGUUGGAGAAGAAGACCGCUCACUAGAGUUGAAAUAUUAUUCAUUAAAGUUAUAUUUGACUUUAGAGAAACGUGGAUUAUUAGAAAAAUCUACUGCUACUGAUUUACAAUCUGAAAUUUUGGAAUUCUUCAUUAAUGAAAAUUACAAAGAGGUUAAUCGACCAGUCUUCAUUUACAACAACUUAUUGAAUAGAAUUUUGAAUAAGAUUCCUACUAAACAAUUUGGUGAACGUUAUUCAGAAUUAUUUACAAAAUUUCAGAAUUCCACAAAUUUCGAAUUGAAAAGACCAUUAUUACAAAUCAUUUCAAGGGUUAUCAUAGCAAGACAGCAGGAUUUAGUUAUCGAAUUUGAGUUAUCAAAAGAUGGUGAUGAUUUAAGUAAUUUCAAAAUUCCACAAAAUUUGAUUGAUAACGUUUUGAAAGUUCCUGAAUUUGAUGAAGAUGAUUUAGAAGAAGAAAAGAAAUUGAUCAAUUAUUUGUGGAACUGGGUAUUGAUUUUAUUAAACUUUAAAGAUAUCACAUUAAGGUUACGUGCUUUAUAUAUUAAUCAAUUACAAACUGAAAAUGAUGAAUUAAUUACAAAAUUUUUAAAUUUCAUUUCAUUAUUAAUUAAUGGAUUUAGUGAUGAUAAAGAAUUUAAUCAAAAAAUUUCAAAUGAUCAUGAUAGUUUUAUAAAUUAUGGAUUUGAGAAUUCUGUUGAUGAUUUAGUUGUCGAGGUCAGAUUAUUAUCAAUUCAUUUAUUCUAUACUAUUUUAACAUCAAUUGGUUCAUCAGCAUCAAAUUGGUUCAAUGAUAUUAAAGAUCGUAAUUUUAAAGCAAGAGUUGAACAAUUCACAAGUAAAUUCAUUUCACCAAGUUUAAUUAAUCAUAAAUUGAAUGAUUUUGAAUCUAAAUCAACUAGUUUAACAUCUAAAGAUGAUAAUUUGAAAAUCAAAAUUAAUAGAAUUACAAAUGAAAUGAAGGCAUCGUAUUUAAUUGAUGAACAAUACUUGGAGGUUGUAUUCAAAAUUCCAAUUACAUUCCCAUUAAACAAUAUUGAAGUCUUAGGACCAUCAAGAGUUGGUGUUAAAGAACAACAAUGGAAAGCAUGGUUAUUAUCAUCACAACGUAUUAUAUCAUUACAAAAUGGUGAAAUUUUAGAAAGUUUGGAGUAUUUCCUCAAAAAUGUUUCAUUCCAUUUUAAAGGAUUUGAAGAAUGUGCAAUUUGUUAUUCAAUUUUACAUCAAGAUAAUUCAUUACCUUCCAAAACAUGUUCAACAUGUAAAAAUAAAUUUCAUGCAGGUUGUUUAUAUAAAUGGUUUAAAUCAAGUGGUGGUAAUACUUGUCCAUUAUGUCGUUCAACAUUUAACUUUAGAUGA
Hansenula ciferrii is the source of this 4581-nucleotide messenger RNA. RefSeq names its product ubiquitin-protein ligase RKR1 (gene RKR1). The record is from RefSeq and is a predicted model, not a curated record. Gene Ontology annotation, molecular function: ribosomal large subunit binding; ubiquitin protein ligase activity; zinc ion binding. Gene Ontology annotation, cellular component: RQC complex; cytosol. The transcript has a single exon. The coding region runs from base 1 to 4581 and encodes 1526 amino acids. Gene Ontology annotation, biological process: ribosome-associated ubiquitin-dependent protein catabolic process; rescue of stalled cytosolic ribosome. NCBI's taxonomy places the organism in Eukaryota, Fungi, Ascomycota, Saccharomycetes, Phaffomycetales, Wickerhamomycetaceae.